AUGAAGCAACUGGACAGAUCAACCCGUGAGGCUGAGCUGGGCCUGGAGUAUGGGAUCCCCACCAUGAACCUGGCUGGUCAGAGCCUGAAGUUUGAAAAUGGCCAGUGGGUGGCAGAGUCAGGAAGCUUCACGGGGGAUCGCAGGGAAAUGCAGCGCUUGCGCAAACGCAACCAGCAGCUGGAGGAAGAAAACAACCUCCUUCGGCUGAAGGUGGACAUUCUGCUGGACAUGCUCUCCGAGACCACAGCUGAAUCCCACCUGAUGGAGAAGGAGCUGGAGAAGCUGAAGCUCCACAGCCAGAGGAGGAAGUGA
Chaetura pelagica (chimney swift) is the source of this 312-nucleotide messenger RNA. It is a transcript of the gene CBY1, whose product is annotated as chibby homolog 1 (Drosophila). Gene Ontology annotation, biological process: negative regulation of Wnt signaling pathway. The transcript has 4 exons. The coding region runs from base 1 to 312 and encodes 103 amino acids. The record is from RefSeq and is a predicted model, not a curated record. NCBI's taxonomy places the organism in Eukaryota, Metazoa, Chordata, Aves, Apodiformes, Apodidae. Gene Ontology annotation, cellular component: nucleus.